GGGAGGCCCUGGCUGAGGAGCCUCGGGGACAGGACGGCUGCUGCUGAGGAGGAGACGGCGGGUCGGGUCGGGAGUUUUAAAAAUAUUUAAUCAUUCAUGAGUUGAGCUUCCUUCUUGAGUCAUGGAUGACAAGGCCUCUGUUGGGAAAAUCAGUGUCUCCUCAGACUCGGUAUCAACUCUUAACAGUGAAGAUUUUGUCUUGGUUUCCAGGCAAGGGGAUGAAACACCAUCUACAAAUAAUGGUAGUGAUGAUGAGAAAACAGGACUGAAGAUUGUAGGGAAUGGAAGUGAACAGCAGCUGCAGAAAGAGCUAGAGGAUGUACUGAUGGACCCACCGAUGGAAGAUGGUGACAAAGAACAUAUGGAAAGAACGCAGAUUGACGGAGAAGGAGAUGGGCCCCUUGCCAAUGAACUCUCCACUUCAUCUACUAUUAACCCAGUGUCAUUAGCAGGACUCCAGAAACCAGAGAUGAGCCUGCCAGUGAAACCUGGACAAGGAGAUUCUGAAGAGUCCAGUCCCUUUACACCAGUGGCAGAUGAGGACAGUGUGGUCUUCAGCAAACUUACGUACUUGGGCUGUGCCUCAGUGAAUGCUCCCAGAAGUGAAGUGGAAGCCCUAAGGAUGAUGUCUAUUUUACGAGGCCAGUGCCAGAUCUCUCUCAAUGUGACACUUUCUGUGCCAAAUGUGUCUGAAGGAACUGUAAGACUUUUGGAUCCUCAAACGAAUACAGAGAUUGCAAACUACCCCAUCUAUAAAAUCCUCUUCUGUGUUAGAGGGCAUGAUGGCACUCCAGAAAGCGACUGCUUUGCUUUCACUGAAAGUCACUACAAUGCCGAACUCUUCAGAAUACACGUCUUCCGGUGUGAGAUACAAGAAGCUGUAAGUCGAAUUCUCUACAGUUUUGCCACUGCCUUCCGCCGUUCUGCCAAACAGACCCCGCUUUCUGCCACUGCUGCACCUCAGACUCCUGACAGUGACAUCUUCACCUUCUCCGUGUCUUUAGAAAUAAAAGAAGAUGAUGGUAAAGGUUACUUUAGUGCAGUUCCUAAAGACAAGGACAGGCAAUGCUUCAAACUUCGACAGGGAAUUGAUAAGAAGAUUGUCAUUUAUGUCCAACAAACAAGUAACAAAGAGCUUAUCAUUGAAAGAUGUUUUGGCCUUCUCCUUAGCCCUGGAAAAGAUGUGCGGAAUAGUGACAUGCACUUAUUAGAUCUGGAAUCUAUGGGGAAAAGUUCAGAUGGGAAGUCUUACAUCAUUACUGGUAGCUGGAACCCUAAAUCCCCACACUUCCAGGUUGUAAAUGAAGAAACACCAAAAGACAAAGUGCUGUUCAUGACUGCAGCAGUUGAUUUGGUCAUAACAGAAGUGCAGGAACCUGUUCGGUUUCUUCUGGAGACAAAAGUCCGAGUUUGUUCACCUAAUGAGAGGCUAUUCUGGCCCUUCAGCAAACGUAGCACUACUGAAAACUUCUUUUUGAAGCUAAAACAGAUAAAACAGAAAGACAGAAAAAGUAACACUGACACUUUAUAUGAAGUUGUGUGCUUGGAGAGUGAAUCAGAAAGAGAAAGGAGAAAAACCACAGCCAGUCCCUCCCUUCGCCUGCCACAGUCAGGGUCCCAGAGUUCAAUGAUACCUUCCCCUCCAGAAGAUGAUGAAGAGGAAGAUAAUGAUGAACCUCUCUUGAGUGGAUCAGGGGAUGUAUCCAAAGAAUGUGCAGAAAAAAUUCUCGAAACUUGGGGAGAACUGCUGUCAAGAUGGCAUCUAAACCUGAGUGUGAGACCAAAGCAGUUAUCAUCCUUAGUAAGAAGUGGUGUCCCUGAGGCUCUUCGAGGGGAAGUAUGGCAGCUCCUUGCAGGAUGCCACAACAAUGACCACCUAGUUGAGAAGUAUCGACUCCUCAUCACAAAGGAAUCUCCCCAGGACAGUGCUAUCACUAGGGAUAUUAACCGUACAUUCCCGGCUCAUGACUACUUUAAGGACACAGGAGGAGAUGGCCAAGAUUCCUUAUAUAAAAUAUGCAAGGCCUAUUCUGUAUAUGAUGAAGAGAUCGGCUACUGUCAGGGCCAGUCGUUCCUUGCUGCUGUGUUACUUCUGCACAUGCCCGAGGAACAGGCUUUCAGUGUUCUGGUCAAAAUCAUGUUUGACUAUGGGCUCAGGGAACUUUUCAAGCAAAACUUUGAAGAUUUGCACUGCAAGUUUUACCAGUUGGAACGUCUCAUGCAGGAAUACAUUCCCGACCUUUACAGCCACUUCCUGGAUAUAAGCCUUGAAGCACAUAUGUAUGCUUCCCAGUGGUUUCUUACUCUCUUCACUGCGAAAUUCCCUCUCUACAUGGUCUUCCAUAUAAUUGACCUGCUGUUGUGUGAGGGAAUAAGUGUUAUUUUUAACGUUGCCCUCGGUUUAUUAAAGACUUCCAAGGAUGAUCUGCUGCUGACAGACUUUGAAGGGGCUUUGAAGUUCUUUCGGGUUCAGCUUCCUAAGCGAUAUCGCUCUGAAGAAAAUGCAAAAAAGCUAAUGGAAUUAGCUUGCAAUAUGAAGAUUAGCCAGAAGAAGUUAAAAAAGUAUGAAAAAGAAUAUCAUGCCAUGAGGGAGCAGCAGGCCCAGCAGGAAGACCCCAUUGAACGAUUUGAGCGGGAAAACAGGCGCCUCCAAGAAGCUAACAUGAGGUUGGAGCAAGAAAAUGAUGACCUGGCUCACGAGCUAGUAACCAGCAAGAUUGCAUUGCGUAAGGACCUGGAUAAUGCUGAGGAAAAGGCAGAUGCCCUGAAUAAGGAGCUGCUGAUGACCAAACAGAAGCUGAUUGAUGCAGAGGAAGAGAAAAGGCGACUAGAAGAGGAGUCUGCUCAGCUGAAAGAAAUGUGCCGUCGGGAGCUGGACAAAGCAGAGUCAGAGAUUAAAAAAAACAGUUCCAUCAUUGGUGAUUACAAGCAGAUUUGUUCCCAGUUGAGUGAGAGAUUGGAAAAGCAACAGUCAGUGAAUAAAGCAGAAAUUGAGAAAAUUCGGCAUAAGGUGGACGACUGUGAGCGCUGCAGAGAGUUCUUCAACAAGGAAGGGCGUGUGAAAGUCAUCACCUCAGCCACAGAGGCUUCAGAUGAAGAUACUGAUGAAGAGAAGGAAACAUUGAAAAACCAGCUGAGGGAAAUGGAGCUGGAACUAGCACAAACCAAACUACAGCUGGUCGAGGCCGAGUGUAAAAUCCAGGACCUGGAACACCAUCUGGGUCUCGCACUCAAUGAGGUCCAGGCUGCCAAGAAGACUUGGUUCAACCGAACCAUAAGUUCUAUAAAGACAGUGACUGGUGUCCAAGGGAAAGAGACUUGUUGAGGCGACACCUCCAGAUAGAGACAUCUUCUUCUUAACACACACCACCUUUGGCUGCCUUCCUCGGCCAGAUGUUUGAAUUCUGUGACAUGUCAGAGGACCAGAAUGUAUAUAACCUAGAAACACAGCAGCAUGUCAGGAUUUUAAUAGAUCAAUGGUAAAGUGGAUGGAAAACAUGCAAAACAAGGCUUCCUAUGUAGGACUCUCCAUACUACUGAUAUUUAACAGGUGUUCUAGCUAGAUUGAAACUCUUCCAAGAAGCACUCUAUUGAGACCCCUAAGAGGCCUUUUUCACAAAGUCAAAGUAGGUAUGAAAACUUAACAUACCCUGCGGCCAAGUUUACAUUACAGGUGUAGGGAUCUUUUGGUCAGUUUGGAUUUUUUUUUUUACCUUGAUUUGUGGGUGUGUC
Messenger RNA from Vombatus ursinus (common wombat), 3732 nucleotides. Its product is annotated as rab GTPase-activating protein 1. The record is from RefSeq and is a predicted model, not a curated record. The transcript is spliced from 26 exons. Lineage: Eukaryota; Metazoa; Chordata; Mammalia; Diprotodontia; Vombatidae. The coding region runs from base 122 to 3325 and encodes 1067 amino acids.